GCUGCCUUCACCUGGUGCCUGGCCCUACAGUGCCUCUGACAGCUCCCUGAGCAAUGCACACAGCACAGGAAAGUACUCUGAGUACAAGCCCAGCUGGCCUCCAGAGCCCAUCGGACAAAAUAAAUUAUGGAAGACUAAUCGCAACAGCUCGCAGCUGCCACGCCCUCCUCCUGGCCUUACCAAUCAGAAGCAGGCCUCACCAUCACCGUGGGGAACUGGAGUUCCACGGUUGGCCAGGAGCUGGGGAGGGGGCGGGAUCAAUCAAGAGUCAAGAUUUGGGCCAGGCUCAGCUUGGAGUGAUGGUACUUCCUCUAGAAGCAGCUGCUGGUUACUGCUGAGCAACCUGACUCCUCAAAUCGACGGCUCAACAUUGCGGACGAUCUGUAUGCAGCACGGCCCCUUACUCACCUUCCACCUGGGCCUCACGCAGGGCAGCGCUCUGAUUCGCUACAGCACCCGGCAGGAAGCAGAGAAGGCCCAGGGUGCACUGCACAUGUGUGUUCUGGGCAACACCACAAUCCUGGCAGAGUUUGUGAGUGAAGAGGAAGUCGCGCACUAUUUUGCACAUUCCCAGGCUGGAGGGGCAGAAGGGGCCAGCUCAGGUGGAGCAGCAGGCGGAGGGGCGCCUGGUUCUACUGGAACAGGCACGACUGUGGCCAGCAGUGGCGGCAGCUCCCCUGGGAGUGAGCGGGCAGCGGUGGGCACGUCUUCUGGAGGGAAUGGAAACGGCGGCGGCGGGGAAGAAGGUGGCGCUUCGGUUCUCGGUGGCGUGAGAUCCUCCGGCGCUGCCUGGCAGAGCCUCGAUGGUACAGGCACUUCUUCAGAAACCCCCGCAGCUCAAGGACCUGGACUGGGGAUAUUUUCUCAGUGGAGCACCAACGGAGCUGGAGAAGGGGCAGUUGUUGGGGGAGUGGACGCUGGGAGGUCCGGGCUAUGGGGGGGCAUGACCGCAGGAUACCCAAGCAGCAGUCUGUGGGGGGCACCACAAAUGGAGGAGAGACACCAAAUGGACAGCCCUGCUGGAUUGUUGCCUGGCAACCUGCUGGGGGGAGGAGCUGAUUCCAUAUGAUGAGCCCUCUGUUUGUGGGUUUGGACACACAUAUGGUAUACACUGGGAUAAAUAUGUACUUAAUAUGGCACACACACCCUUACAUGGUAUGCAUAUUAAUGUACUACAUACAUAAACCUGCAUACGUAAAAGUAGUAUGCAUAGUACAUAAUGCAGAAAUGUGAGACUUGCUUACACACAUUCUCAUGGCCAGACUUAAGCUAUUAUAAAAAAUAAAUAAAUGCAGGGACUGUUAGACGUGUAUACAGCCUUUUUCCACAGAUGAAGAUUUCAACUGCUUAGACUUGAAACCUAAAAAAGAAUGAAAAGUCGGUCUCAAAGACUGGACUGGAUUGCAGUGUGCUUAGUAAAUAGGGGGCUUUGUAACAGAUUUACAUAGACAUGCACACACCAAAUACAGAGAAGCCUUCAGACAGACAGGCACUGUAAACAGCAUUACCUUCAUCGUAAAAUAAUUUCAAACUAUGUGAUGUGAGGUUUAAAGUGCAGUUUGUAUUCACAUCCCCUUAAAGAUGGAGAUCGAAUUCAGACACAUGCAAACAGCUCUGAUUGACAGCAGAACUGUAUCUUACUGUGUAUGUUGUUUUUUUCUGUUUGUAUGAUUUUACUUUUUGAACAGUACAAAUAUUGAAAAAUGUCAUUGUUCUGUUUUCAAGAUGCUGACCUCCUACUGUUGUAUCUCACGCACUCUUUCUCUGUUGUUCUCUCUUGAACAUGUUUGUUACUGUUGCAGUGAUAUUUGUUAAAUUGCUGGCAGUUUCAGGCUAAAUGCAUUUCUCCACGUGUCGAUACUGUGCGCAGUAUCAUACACACUAUACGAGUAUGAGUGAGACUGAGACCAAGUAAGUGGAUUAAACCACCGCAUUUGUUGUGCGUACGCGUGUGCGAGUGUGAGGACAGUGUGUGUGCAUGUUAAUGCCUGUCAUAAUGUGGGCAAGGCUGCUUACUAUACAGAAGGUCUAUACAAAAUAUUUUGAGUGCAUUUGGUAUACUGCUGACUGUGUGUUCAGAAAUAUUGGCACUAAUGCUUUUUUUUUCUUCUCAUUUGAAGUUUUGUUUGUUUUUUAAGGAGAUGUCUUUUUUUUAUUGUCUGACCUGCAAUAAUAAAAAAAACAUUUUAAUGACACAAAGAGCUGAAGGUAUAUGCGUUUUAGAAAAUGGACAUGCCAAAUCUUAUCAACUGUGUGGAGUGGGAGGAACGGGUGGGGGGUUCGUUUACAGAGUAAGCGUUACGUACGUUUUUAAUGUUCUGUUGUUGUGUAUUCAUUUUAAAUUAAGACAGGCUUUAACACUCCUGUUCAGUGUUUUCGUUUUGAGAUUUUACAAAGGAAAAAUUUAUUUAAACAUUGAGAACAAGAUUAAUAAAGAAGAAAGUUUUGGCUUCUAA
Molecule: messenger RNA, 2456 nt
Organism: Oryzias melastigma (Indian medaka)
Lineage: Eukaryota; Metazoa; Chordata; Actinopteri; Beloniformes; Adrianichthyidae
Product: trinucleotide repeat-containing gene 6B protein
Biological process (GO): miRNA-mediated post-transcriptional gene silencing; positive regulation of nuclear-transcribed mRNA poly(A) tail shortening
Cellular component (GO): nucleoplasm; P-body
Molecular function (GO): nucleic acid binding
Source: RefSeq, a predicted model, not a curated record